AUGCCGGCUGCGGCGGGGGACGGGCUCCUGGGCGAGCCAACGGCGCCCGGGGGCGGCGGCGGCGCGGAGGACGCGGCCCGGCCGGCGGCGGCCUGCGAGGGAAGUUUCCUGCCCGCGUGGGUGAGCGGCGUGCCCCGCGAGCGGCUCCGCGACUUCCAGCACCACAAGCGCGUGGGCAACUACCUCAUCGGCAGCAGGAAGCUGGGCGAGGGCUCCUUCGCCAAGGUGCGCGAGGGGCUGCACGUGCUGACCGGAGAGAAGGUAGCCAUAAAAGUCAUUGAUAAGAAGAGAGCCAAAAAGGACACCUAUGUCACCAAAAACCUGCGGCGAGAGGGGCAGAUCCAGCAGAUGAUCCGCCACCCCAACAUCACGCAGCUCCUCGAUAUCUUAGAGACGGAAAAUAGCUACUACCUGGUUAUGGAGCUGUGCCCAGGGGGCAACCUGAUGCACAAGAUAUAUGAGAAGAAGCGGCUGGAGGAGCCCGAGGCCCGCAGAUACAUCAGGCAGCUCAUCUCCGCAGUAGAGCACCUGCACCGGGCUGGGGUGGUCCACAGAGACUUGAAGAUAGAAAAUUUGCUACUAGAUGAAGACAAUAAUAUCAAGCUGAUUGACUUUGGUUUGAGCAACUGCGCGGGAAUCCUGGGCUACUCCGACCCGUUCAGCACGCAGUGUGGCAGCCCCGCCUAUGCCGCGCCUGAACUUCUCGCCAGGAAGAAAUAUGGCCCCAAAAUCGAUGUCUGGUCCAUAGGCGUGAACAUGUAUGCCAUGUUGACCGGGACCCUGCCGUUCACAGUGGAGCCUUUCAGCCUGAGGGCCCUGUACCAGAAGAUGGUGGACAAAGACAUGAACCCCAUCCCCACCCAGCUGUCCACAGGAGCCAUCAACUUCCUACGCUCUCUCCUGGAACCAGAUCCCGUGAAGAGGCCAAACAUUCAGCAAGCACUGGCCAAUCGCUGGCUCAAUGAGAAUUACACCGGCAAAGUGCCCUGCAAUGUCACCUAUCCCAACAGGAUUUCUCUGGAAGACCUGAGCCCGAGCGUGGUGCUGCACAUGACCGAGAAGCUGGGCUACAAGAACAGUGACGUGAUCAACACUGUCCUCUCCAACCGCGCCUGCCACGUCCUUGCCAUCUACUUCCUCCUGAACAAGAAACUCGAGCGCUACUUGUCAGGGAAAUCUGACAUCCAGGACAGCCUCUGCUACAAGACCCAGCUCUACCAGAUAGACAGGUGCAGGGCCACCAAGGAGCCCUAUGAGGCCUCCCUGGACACCUGGACAAGAGACCUUGAAUUCCAUGCUGUGCAGGAUAAAAAGCCCAAAGAACAAGAAAAAAGAGGGGAUUUUCUUCAUCGACCAUUUUCCAAGAAGUUGGACAAGAACCUGCCUUCGCACAAGCAGCCCUCAGCCUCGCUCAUCACACAGAUCCAGAACACCAAAGCCCUGCUGAAGGACCGGAAGGCCACCAAGUCUGCCUUCCCUGACAAAGAUUCCUUCGGCUGUCGCAAUAUUUUCCGCAAAACCUCCGAUUCCAACUGUGUGGCUUCUUCUUCCAUGGAGUUCAUCCCUGUCCCCCCCCCCAGGACCCCCAGGAUUGCAAAGAAACUGGAGCCCCAUCAGCAAGGGCCUGGAGGCGUCCCCCCCAGGGAAGACCCCCUGAUGCUGGAGAUGGUGCGCUCCUUCGAGUCUGUUGAUCGCGACUACCACACGGAACUGCUGUCCCCCUCCCACCACUACAGGAUUCUGAACUCACCAUUGAGCUUGGCUCGCAGAAAUUCCAGUGAGAGGACACUCUCCCCAAUCCUGCCACCCGGAAGCACGUCACCUCUCCAAACUCCUUUGCAUCCCACUCUGGUCUCCUUUGCUCACGAAGAUAAGAGCAGCCCCCCCAAAGAGGAGGGCGUGUGUUCCCCACCUCCAGUUCCUAACAGCAGCCCCAUGCAGCCUCUGGGGAGCCCAAAUUGCGUGAAGAGCCGAGGCAGAUUCCCCAUGAUGGGCAUUGGCCAGAUGCUGAGGAAGCGGCACCAGAGCCUGCAGCCCUCUGCAGACAGGCCCCUGGAGGCCAGCAUGCCCCCACUGCAGCCCAUGGGCCCCGUGAGCCUUUCCUUUGACAUGGCUGAUGGGGUCAAGGGGCAGUGUUAA
Cynocephalus volans (Philippine flying lemur) is the source of this 2139-nucleotide messenger RNA. RefSeq names its product hormonally up-regulated Neu-associated kinase (gene HUNK). NCBI's taxonomy places the organism in Eukaryota, Metazoa, Chordata, Mammalia, Dermoptera, Cynocephalidae. Gene Ontology annotation, cellular component: cytoplasm. The record is from RefSeq and is a predicted model, not a curated record. Gene Ontology annotation, biological process: intracellular signal transduction; protein phosphorylation. The coding region runs from base 1 to 2139 and encodes 712 amino acids. The transcript has 11 exons. Gene Ontology annotation, molecular function: protein serine/threonine kinase activity; ATP binding.